GAGGCCAUUUCAUCCAAAUGUUGCAAUAAUACAAUACAAGCAGGUAAUGUGUGAACAAUCAUUAAAGAGGAGAUCAAUACUGAGAAACAAAGAGAUUCACUCUCGAUUCUUCAUUAAUUAUUGAUCUAAAGGAACUGGAAGAAACAUCAUCAGUGUCAGGAACAUCAUUCCAUAAUGGCAGAAAUAUCUUCUAUUUGUGUGCAGAUGAAAAACACUUUCUGUCCAAAAAGAAAGCAAAGAACAGAAGACAGCAAAUCUUUUACUUGCCCUCACUGUGAAAAGAAAUUUAAAAGAAAAGGAUACCUUGUGGUGCACAUGAGAGUUCACACUGGAGAGUCCCCAUACACAUGUCUUCAGUGUGGAAAGAGUUUCAUUCAAAAAAGUGGUCUUAAGAUGCACAUGAGGAUUCACACUGGAGAGCACCCAUACCCAUGUCUUCAGUGUGGAAAGAGUUUCACUAGGAAAGAUAGACUUGCAGAUCACAUGAAGAUUCACACUGGAGAGCGCCCACACAUGUGUCUCCAGUGUGGAAAGUGUUUCACUAGGAAAGAUAAACUUGCAGAUCACAUGAACAUUCACAGUGGAGAGCGCCCACACGUGUGUCUUCUGUGUGGAAAGAGUUUCACUCAAAAAACUAAUCUUGAUGCCCACAUGAAAAUUCACAGUGGAGAGCAGACAUACCCAUGUCCUGAGUGUGAAAAGAGUUUCGUUACGAAAGUAUAUCUAAAGAAGCACAUGAGAGUUCACACUGGAGAGUGUUCGUACACGUGUCUCCAGUGUGGAAAGAGUUUCACUCAAAAACUUUAUCUUGAUGCCCACAUGAAAAUUCACACUGGAGUGUGCCCAUACAUGUGUCUCCAGUGUGGAAAGAGUUUCAUUCAAAAACCUAGUCUUGAUGCCCACAUGAAAAUUCACACUGGAGAGCGUCCAUUCCCAUGUCUUCAGUGUGAAAAGAGUUUUAUAGCGAAAGGAUGUCUUAAGAAGCACAUGAGAGUUCACACUGGAGAGCGCCCGUACAUCUGUCUUCAGUGUGGAAAGAGUUUCAGUCGAAAAUAUAGUCUUAGGGCUCAGUCACACCAAAAGCGCUUUAAACGCUUGCAAACGCAAGGCGCGACGCACUGCCUUUUUAAAAAAGAGCAGUGCAGCGCGGCUUUUCAUAUUGCUAAGCAACCACCGAGUCAGCUGUCUUGUCAAUCAAAUAUUGAAGCGUGAGCGCUCUUUUGCUGUUAACUGUCAUAUUAGCAGAAACUUUAAAAAGAGGGCGCUUGCUCUGACCUUGUUUGAGGAUAAGAGGAGCACAAACACGCAGGAGAGAGUGAGCGAGUGGAGUCCGGUUCUUCAAAGCAACUGUAAACUUCCCUCGCCACAACGUAAGGCCCGCCUCUCCCCUCAUUCGAUUGGACAAUGGAAGACGCGAAUGACGUCAGGCGCUCCUCCGCUCUCAGCGCUCCUUCAAAAACGCGUGCGCGGCAGGCGGCAGAAAACCGCAAGGCGCUCGGCGCGCAUAAACAGCGCGCAAACGCGCCCUGCCCAUAGAAUAUCAUUCAAAAAAGGCGCCUGCAACUGCCAUAAACGCUUUUGGUGUGACUGAGCCCU
Molecule: messenger RNA, 1596 nt
Organism: Misgurnus anguillicaudatus (oriental weatherfish)
Lineage: Eukaryota; Metazoa; Chordata; Actinopteri; Cypriniformes; Cobitidae
Source: RefSeq, a predicted model, not a curated record